Molecule: messenger RNA, 1091 nt
Organism: Vitis vinifera (wine grape)
Lineage: Eukaryota; Viridiplantae; Streptophyta; Magnoliopsida; Vitales; Vitaceae
Product: photosystem II CP47 reaction center protein-like
Exons: 1
Coding region: 379-978 (199 amino acids)
Biological process (GO): photosynthesis; photosynthesis, light reaction; photosynthetic electron transport chain
Cellular component (GO): photosystem II; membrane
Molecular function (GO): heme binding; metal ion binding; chlorophyll binding
Source: RefSeq, a predicted model, not a curated record
GAUACUCUCUUUCAUGAAUUAUUAAAAAGAAAUUUGUCAGAUUCACAUUUAUUUUACCUGAUCUUCAGUUUCUAGUCCGAAACCAAUAGUAGAGAGAAACCCUAUACUACAAGAAUUUGAGAGAUUUUCUAUUGAAUGGCACAUGGUUCUACAUUGAUAAGCAACAAGAAAGGAAGAAAGAACUUUUCUAACACUUCAUUUCGAUACUGAUUGAAAUUGCGUUGCUGUGGCAGAAGAAGGAUAGAUAUACUGAUUCGGUAUACUCUAAAGACACCCUCGGUACAAUAUUGACGAUCUCACAAAUAUCCAUUUUCAGUGAAUUUCUAUUUACUGAUCUCAUCUUUUACGAAAUCGAUCGUCCUUUGACUGUACAAGAAUAUGUGGAGCUGGGCAUGUCUGGAAGCACAGGAGAACGUUCUUUUGCUGAUAUUAUUACCUGUAUUCGAUACUGGGUCAUUCAUAGCAAACCUAUACCUUCCCUAUUUACUCGACGAAUUAAGGGGGUUAGUUAUUCGUCAGCACGAGUUUUGCUUCCUCUUCUGGUAUAGGUUUGGAAGUCCUCGGCCAAACGAGUAUUUUACAGAGAGCCGACAAGGAAUGGAAUUAAUAACCGGCCGUUUUGAUCCUUUUGUUCCGGGAGGAAGAGCCUCUCAUCAUAUUGCAGCAAGGACAUUGGGCAUAUUAGCAGGGCUAUUCCAUCUUAGUGUCCGUCCGCCCCAACGUCUAUACAAAGGAUUACGUAUGGGCAAUAUUGAAACCGUCCUUUCCAGUAGUAUCGCUGCUGUCUUUUUUGCAGCUUUUGUUGUUGUUGGAACCAUGUGGUAUGGUUCAGCAACUACCCCGAUCGAAUUAUUUGGUCCCACUCGUUAUCAAUGGGAUCAGGGAUACUUCCAGCAAGAAAGAUAUCUAAGAGUUGGUGCUGGGCUAGCCGAAAAUCAAAGUUUUUCAGAAGCUGGGUCUAAAAUUCCUGAAAAAUGAGCUUUUUAUGAUUACUUCGGCAAUAAUCCGGCAAAAGGGGGAUUAUUCAGAGCGGGCUCAAUGGACAACGGGGAUGGAAUAGCUGUUGGAUGGUUAGGACACCCUAUCUUUAG